AUGGAUGACGUAUUUGGGGCCUACUCAACGGAUGACGAAUCCACGAAACAUUCGAUGUCACGUUGCUCGAUUGUACCAUCCCUGUACAAAGAAAAAGAUGAAAAGGACGAGGAAGGCAGCACUGGCAAGAGAAGAGCAAAGAAAGCAACCGAUACUAGUACUAGUUUUAAAGAAAAAACAACCGAUAAGAAUUCUGCCUGUAAAAAAGAGAAGCGAAAAGAAAAAGUGAAUGGAAACGACGAGGAAGAACUGUCUAGCAUCGAUCACAAAAAAGAGGUAUGCAUUCUGAAAAUUCGCAUUUUUUAA
Molecule: messenger RNA, 306 nt
Organism: Gongylonema pulchrum
Lineage: Eukaryota; Metazoa; Nematoda; Chromadorea; Rhabditida; Gongylonematidae
Source: the annotation of a GenBank genome assembly